AUGCCCCGAAAGAAAAGCGUACAAGGCGGCAUUUUUGAUAUAAAAAUAAAGGAGGAACCUUUAGACUUACCAAUUAUUAAGAUAACCCCUGACAUAACUUCGGUUUUACCCAAAAGUAGUAAAUCAGGAAAACGCUCCAAACAUAAAAAAAAGCAUAAGCAUAAGAGCAAGAAAAAGAAGAAAAAAAAUUCGAAGCAUUCAAGAAGUAGUACAUCAAAUGAUGAAAGCAGCGAAGAAGAUGAACCUAAAAAAUUGAAAAUUAUGUCAUAUGCAAUUUCUGUCUGCGAACAAAAUGUGCAAAGAAUUGAUAAGGAAUCCCAUAAUAAAAAUGUUAGUGAUGAUUAUGAGAGAUUGAAGGAACUCAAAAUGAAAUCCACUCAAAAGUAUCUAGAUAAAAUCAAUCAAUUAAAAGCUAUGUAUCAAAUAAAGCUAAGAUUGAAAUCUAAAUCUCGUUCUAAAUCUAAAACAGUUUCAAAAUCAAGAAGCAAAUCUAUAACAAAGUCUCGAUCUAGAUCUCCAUCAAAAAGUAUGCCUAAAACAAGACUAAAAUCAACUCCAACUAUGUCAAAACAAAGAUCUCGUUCAAAAACAAAGUCUAGAUCAAGGUCUAGAUCAAGAUCUAGAUCAAGGUCUAGAUCAAGGUCUAGAUCAAGGUCUAGAUAUAAUUCAAGAUCAAGGACGAGGGGUACAAAAUAUUCAAAAGAUAAUAGGUACAAGGAUAAGUGGAAUAUCAGGGAUAGUAAAAAUCGGACAUAUCGCCAAGAAUACAGAACUUUAAAUAGAAGAUUUAGUAGGGACUUUCGCAACAGUCACAACAAUUAUUAUAUGAAUAAAGGAUAUAAUUAUAGUAGAACUAAUUAUAUUAGUCGCUCCAUGAAUUAUAAUAAUAGGACAAAUAAAUAUAGCAAUAGGCAAAGUUAUAAUACAAAACGUCAUCGAUCUCGAACUCGUUCCAGAUCAAGGUCUCGAAAGAUAUCUAGAACAAGAUCUAAAACUAGAUCCAAAUCUAGAAGUAGAUCUGUGUCAGAAACUAAGUCUAAAACGCGGUCUAGGUCCAGAUCUAAAUCAAUAGACAAAUCCAAGGCUCCCACUGAAUCUAAAACCAAAUCUAGAUCCAGGUCUAAGUCAAGAACUAAAUCCAGAUCUAAUUCAAGAGAUAAAUCUAGAUCCAGGUGCAGAUCCAAUUCAAAAGAUAAAUCUAGAUCUAAUUCAAAAGAUAAAAUUAGUUCUGAACCUACUGCUAAAACCCGAUCAAAAUCUAGAUCUAAAUCUAGAUCUAAAUCAAGAGAGAGAACCAAGUCUAGAUCCAAGUCAAGGGCUACAUCUGUAAGUAGGAUCUCUGCUAAGUCUACAAGUAAAUCUAGAGCUAAAUCUAGAUCUAGAUCAAGAGCUAGAACCAGAUCUAGAUCCAAGUCAAGAGCUACCUCUGUAAGUAGGGUCUCUUCUAAGUCUAGAGCUAAAUCUAGAUCUAAAUCAAGAGAUAGAACCAAGUCUAGAUCCAAGUCAAGAGCAACAUCUGUAAGUAGGAUCUCUUCUAAGUCUACAAGUAAAUCGAGAGCUAAAUCUAGAUCUAGAUCAAGAGCUAGGACCAGGUCUAGAUCCAGGUCAAGGGCUACCUCUGUAAGUAGGGUCUCUUCUAAGUUUAGAGACAAAUCUAGGUCUAGAUCUAGGUCACGUGUGUUUAAAAUUGGAGGUUCUUCUCAUUUAGAUAUUGAUAAGAAGCGCUUAUUAGCGAUAGCUCGAAAAAAUGCAAUACACAUGUUGAAAAAUGGCACAUUGCCAGGUUCAGCCGGUUUAGAUAGAAAAGCACAAGAGAAAGUUGUGGCAGCAAUAAAAUCUGGAGGUAAAUCAGUAGAGGAGCUUACUGAUUUUUGCAAAAACCUUUCUCAAAAUGAAGAUCUUGGUGAUUUAUCUAGUGUAUCAUCUGGAGAAAGUGAAGCAGAAGAGGAAAAAGUUGAAAAACCAUUCCAUCAUCCAUUUAUGAUAAGAAAUAAUAAUAAAGGAAUUGUGAUGAAUAUUAAAAAUGCAGUUCAAUUACCAAUCAAAACACCACAAGAAAAAACAGCAGAACAAGUAAAAAAUUUACGAAUGUUGUUUCCUGUGUCCAGUGGAGCUCACCAUAGAAAAACUGAAAAUGAAUGGAAACCAGUUUCACCUUCGUCCACUCAAUCAAAUGCAGUCCAUUCAGGUGUAGAAAAUAAAAAGUUAGCCAGCUCUAAUUCAAAUAAAUAUAUACAGGCUAAGCCUAAAGAUAUUUCCAAUGAAGAGGUAAAAUCUGUUAGUAAAGCAGCAUCUGUUGAGCAAUCUGUAAAAGUAUCCUCUGAUGAAUUAUCUACAAAUGUAUUAAGUACUACUAGUGAAGUAACAUCCUCAGCCACUCCUGCUUUACCACCACCUCCUGAAUUUCCGGCUUCAUUAUUUGCAGUUAUGGAAAAUGAAAAUGAUAUGUUAGGUUCUAGAAACACUUCAUUUGGCCAAACACAAGCUGACAUUAGCACAUACUCAUAUCCGACGAAUUAUCCUCAGAUAGUUCCGCCACCAGAAAUGCCAAGUAAUUUAUGUGGUGUUUUCAAUACAGAGCCUACAAAUUUAGAUAUAUCAACAAUUAUAUCACAAAGAUUAGUAGCUAUGCGCAAGUUACAAGAAGAUCCUUCGGAUAUAAAUGCUAUGAAUGACUUAUAUAAUGCACAAAAAGAUAUGUCUUUAUGGACUUCUUCCAAAUAUCAACCUGGACAAUUUACAGGUAGCACUGAUGCUAAUAUUCUGAGUGCAAAGGAAUUGCAAUCAGGCACUCAAGCAUGGGCGAAAAGGGACCAGCUACAAAGAGCUGCACCAGUCACAGGAGGCAUGGGAAUGCAUCUCUUACAGAAAAUGGGCUGGAGACCAGGAGAGGGUUUAGGUAAAGAUAAAUCUGGGUCUUUGCAGCCUUUAAUGCUUGAGGUAAAACUUGAUAAGAAAGGUUUAGUUUCAAAUGAAGAUGUUUCUAGAAGAAUUCCUCCUCCUGUAAGACCUGCCCGAAAAGCGCCCGUCCUUUCAUUAUCAGGAAAGCAUCCUGUAUCACUUCUAGGAGAAUAUGCUUCUAAACAUAAGCUUGGUGCUCCAUGUUAUGAAUUAUGCUUAGAGUCUGGUCCUGAUCAUAGGAAGAAUUUCUUAUUUAAGGUUAAAUUAAAUGGAGUUAUAUAUCAGCCCAGUAUAGGAAAUAUGAACAAAAAGCAAGCUAAAGCCGAUGCUGCAAUAGUUUGCUUGCAACAAUUGGGAGUCUUACCCACCACAUCUUAG
Molecule: messenger RNA, 3279 nt
Organism: Ctenocephalides felis (cat flea)
Lineage: Eukaryota; Metazoa; Arthropoda; Insecta; Siphonaptera; Pulicidae
Product: protein SON-like
Exons: 4
Coding region: 1-3279 (1092 amino acids)
Biological process (GO): regulation of mRNA splicing, via spliceosome; regulation of cell cycle
Molecular function (GO): RNA binding
Source: RefSeq, a predicted model, not a curated record